AUGGAGUGCCCGCUGGAGAACAGCCAAUACCAGCUCUGUGGAACAGCCUGCCCAGCCACGUGUGUGGACCAGUCAGCCCCCAGCAGCUGCCAAGACCCCUGCGUGGAAAGUUGCCAGUGCAAGGAUGGUUUUGUGCUGAGCCAGGGCAAAUGCAUCCCCAAGGGCAGCUGUGGGUGCCUGUUUGAGGGGCGCCCCUAUGCCCCCAAUGAGAGUUUCUGGGUUGAUGAGGCAUGUGGGACACGGUGCAUGUGCAACGCAGCCACUAGACAAGUCGAAUGCGCGGCCGCUACAUGCAAACACUCAGAGAGGUGCGGGCUAGUGAACGGCGUACGAGGCUGUUACCCCUCCAGCUACGCCACCUGCUCUGUGACAAGGAAUCUGCACUACACCACCUUUGAUGGACAGAGAUACGACUUCCAAGGCACCUGCCGCUACCAGCUCACUAUCCUUUGCAAGAAGGCAGAGGGACUGGUGGACUUUGAAGUCUACUUCCAGGAAAGCAAUACUGCUCCUGUGCAGAUCAAGGUCUAUGAGACCGACAUCAGGGUCAGCAAUCAAUUCCCUGGCAAAAUCAUGGUGAACAGUUUCCUGAUUACCCUUCCCUUCAACCUCGAUGAUAACAAAAUCACUAUGUAUAGAAAGGGCUGGGCCACAGUGAUCCAGACAGACUUUGGUCUCACCAUUACCUAUGCCGGGUGGUCUGGACGUACCACGAUCACUCUGCCAGUUACCUACGCAGGAGCUGUGUGUGGUCUGUGUGGCAACUUCAACAGGGACAGGGAGGACGACAUGCUCAUGAGGGAUGGCACGCUGGCACCAAGCCCAGUCAGCUUUGGCCAGAGCUGGAAGGUGGGCGACCUCCCAGGAUGCUCUGCAGUAACGAUACCCCCAUGCGCAAGCGUAGAGGCUAUUGAAAAACAACAACGAGGUAGCAGAGGGCAGUGUGGGCUCAUCCUCCACAAGAGUGGCCCUUUCAGAGGAUGUCACAGCAAAGUGGACCCCCAUGGAUACUUUGUAGACUGCGUGUACGGCUAUUGCGUCCUCAGUGGGCGGGAGAGUAACAUCUGCCAGGCCGUUGCUGGCUAUUCUGAGGCAUGUCAGGAAGCUGGAGCUAUGGUGCGUCCCUGGAGGACUACGAAAUUCUGCUCUCCAUCCUGUCCCCCGAACAGUCACUACGAAUUCUGCAGCAGCAGCUGCGAUCUGACAUGCAGCAACCUCUAUGCCCCGGUGCAAUGCACGACCCAGUGUAAGGAAGGCUGCGUGUGUGACGAGGGCUUUGUUCUCAGUGGCGACAGCUGCGUCCCCAUUUCCCAGUGCGGAUGCCUCCACAGGGGACUUUACUACCAGGCCGGGGAGACCUUCCACCCGAGCGGUUCGUGCGAGGAGCAGUGCGUGUGUCUGGCUGGUGGGGAGGUUGUGUGUAAGGCAUUCUCCUGCGGCACUGGUGAGGAAUGCGGGGUGGUGGACGGCAUCCAGAAAUGCCACCCAUUUGGAUCUGCGACCUGUUCUGCCUCUGGCCAUCCCCACUACCUCUCUUUCGACGGGGUCCCCUUUGACUUCCAAGGCACCUGCACCUACAUCCUGGCCAAGACCUGCACUGAUGCCAGUGACCUUACACCAUUCUCUAUCAGCAUAGAGAAAGAAGAUUGGGGCACCAGGAACAUGUCCAUGGCCAAGCUGGUGUCCAUUAAGGUGUAUGGGAUCACACUCACCCUACUGCAAAACAAACAAGGGCUCAUCAUGGUGAAUGGAGUGUCCCACAACCUCCCAGUGAUCGUGGCUGAUGGGCAACUUAGAGCAUAUCAACAUGGCACAAACAUUCUGGUGCAAACCAACUUCGGCCUCACUGUGAGCUACGACCUGGUUUACCAGGCCAGGGUCACCAUCCCAGGAAGCUACGAGGGCCAGACGUGCGGCCUGUGCGGGAACUACAAUGGACGAGAAGACGAGGAGUUCCUGCUCCCCAAUGGCAGGACAGCCCCUGAUGAGACAGCAUUUGGCUCUGCUUGGGAAGUCGAGAUCCCAGGAGCAUCCUGUACAGACAGAUGUGCUGGAAACAGCUGUCCAGUUUGCGAAGAGAAGAAGAAGGACGUCUUCAAAGGGCGCAACUACUGUGGGCUGCUCACAGACUCCGACGGCCCCUUCGCAGCCUGCCACAGCGCGGUCAGCCCCAGCGUGUAUCUGAGCAACUGCCUGUAUGAUGUGUGCCUGGGAAACGGGGACUCCCAGGUCCUGUGCCAGAGUAUCCACAGCUACGUGACGGCCUGCCAAGAGGCCGGGGCCCCCAUCCAGCCCUGGAGGAGCGCCUCCUUCUGCCGUAAGUGCGCGGACAAUGUAGGAGCUCUGGGACGCAGUGGGAGGAGGGGGGGGGGGGUCAAUAUUGCUGAGCAUCUUGUUCCAGGCCUCUGGGCUUCUUCUGGAACUCUUCUCGGUGGGAACCAACAAUCUCAUGUUCCCUUCUAA
Molecule: messenger RNA, 2463 nt
Organism: Chelonia mydas (Green sea turtle)
Lineage: Eukaryota; Metazoa; Chordata; Testudines; Cheloniidae
Product: IgGFc-binding protein-like
Exons: 4
Coding region: 1-2463 (820 amino acids)
Molecular function (GO): protein binding
Source: RefSeq, a predicted model, not a curated record